GCUUCGCGGCGGGCAUCAGCGGAGAUAAAAGCAUCAGUCAUGUGACAGCCGUGACAGACUCGGGUAUUUACUUGUUGAACAACUGGAUUCUCCUAUCUGCAGUCACCUGACUAUAGUGUCCCUUGCUGUUGCAGAUUGUGAAGGCUCAAGACAAGACACCUUAGCCACUGACACCAUGAACGUUAAAGCAGGAAAACCCACUGGGCUGGUUGCUGCCACCUUCACUCCUCUCUCUGAACAGGGUGAGAUAAACUUGUCCCAGAUCAAGCCCUAUGUUGCGUAUCUGAUCGAGAAACAAAGUGUUAAACGUGUCUUUGUAAAUGGUACUACAGGGGAGGGGAUGUCUCUCAGUGUGAAAGAGAGAAAGGCUCUGGCGGAGGAGUGGUGUCACCAGGGCAACAACAGGUUGGAGCAGGUGAUAGUACACGUGGGUUGUAUGAGUCUAAAAGAUUCGCAGGAACUGGCUCGCCAUGCUGUUACCACUGGGGCACAUGGGAUAGCUGUCAUCUCUCCAUCCUUCCUCAAACCCUCCAGUGUAGAUUCUCUGAAGCUGUACCUAAAGGAAGUAGCGAUGGCGGCCCCCUCUUUGCCGUUCUAUUACUACCACCUCCCUGCUGUCACCGGAGUCAACCUGGCGGCCAGAGAUGUGCUGGAGGGGAUAGAGAAGCAGAUUCCCUCCUUCAGGGGGGUGAAGUUCAGUGGUACUGACUUGCUGGACCUGGGGUUGUGUGUGAGCUACUGUCCUGCCCACUGGUCAGUGCUGUACGGGGUGGAUGAGCAACUGCUGGGAGGUCUGGCCAUGGGUGCCUGUGGAGCCGUGGGCAGCACGUACAAUUACAUAGGCUUGAUUAACAACAAGAUGCUGGCUUUGUUUGAAGGAGGUGACCUUACCACAGCCAGGGAGAUAGAGGAGCUUGCUGACAUGAUUAAAACAGGAGUGGUGUUUUAUGAUGCUGGUUUCUCCCUACAGUUCAAGAUCCAGGCUGUCAUGUCUGACCUCUUCAAGCUAGGUUUCGACCUGCCCAUGAACAAGCAGCUGAUGAGUGAGGUGUCAGGUAUUAACUUGGGCCCCCCCCGCCUGCCCCUCCAACCCUGCGACCCCCUCCCCAUCGCCACCAGCGCUCUCUCCCUGCAGCGGCUCCACCACAUCCUGGACAGCUCAUCGGGGCAGAAGUCAUAGGUCACCGUUCUUGGAGGGGGGGGUGUCAGCCCAGUGAUCUGCAGUCAAACACUUGAUCAAGAGAUCCCCAUGUGUCGAUUUGCAUCUGCUAAAUGAAUGCAUUGCAUUAUUAUUUUCAAUAUGGUGCCUUUAGGUUUCACUAGAGUGGUAAGAUCAGCUGUAAGAAUGAAAUUAAUGCAGUACAGUACAUUCCUGUGGGCCAGUCCUGAUGUUGGGGUUAAUAUAGAAAUGUGCUCCACACUCCGUCAGUUUACUUGUCCAUGUGUCGACUCCAGAUCGCUAUGGAAACGGGUUCUGACUUCCUUAUUCCUGUCAAGCAGUAAUAACACAGAGACAAAA
This is a messenger RNA of Osmerus eperlanus (European smelt), 1519 nucleotides long. It is a transcript of the gene npl, whose product is annotated as N-acetylneuraminate pyruvate lyase (dihydrodipicolinate synthase). Gene Ontology annotation, molecular function: N-acetylneuraminate lyase activity. Lineage: Eukaryota; Metazoa; Chordata; Actinopteri; Osmeriformes; Osmeridae. The record is from RefSeq and is a predicted model, not a curated record. Gene Ontology annotation, biological process: N-acetylneuraminate catabolic process. Bases 176 to 1180 code for a protein of 334 amino acids. The transcript has 12 exons.